Messenger RNA from Tachysurus fulvidraco (yellow catfish), 913 nucleotides. RefSeq names its product hemoglobin subunit beta-like. Gene Ontology annotation, molecular function: haptoglobin binding; heme binding; peroxidase activity. The record is from RefSeq and is a predicted model, not a curated record. The coding region runs from base 390 to 833 and encodes 147 amino acids. Lineage: Eukaryota; Metazoa; Chordata; Actinopteri; Siluriformes; Bagridae. Gene Ontology annotation, biological process: hydrogen peroxide catabolic process; oxygen transport. Gene Ontology annotation, cellular component: hemoglobin complex; haptoglobin-hemoglobin complex; blood microparticle. The transcript is spliced from 3 exons.
UUUAUAAACUUUCAGUGAUGGCAAGAGUUAAUCAAAUUUCAGUAACUGAAAUUAAAAAAUCUUCUCCAAAUUUAUCAGUAUAAUAUUGAUCGAAUACAGUAGGCUAAGUAAAAUGACUACAUGUAGUAUAACUAUAUGUAGUAAAUACACUGUAACAAAAAUUACAUGGUUGUCGAACUUAUGUAUGCUGUUUAUGUAUCAUAAAUCUGUGAAAUAUAUUUAGAACCGAAAAGCACCGAUUCAUAUCUAAUCAAUAUUGUUCAGACUCUCAGAGUGAACACACCCCAUCAGAUGUUUGUAGUCAGGUCUUGGGAGGUGCCGUCAAAUGCAUAUAUAAGCGGCCUAAAAAGACUUCAUCAGAACAUUCAGAACCUCCAAAAGCCAGCAACAUGGUUGAGUGGACAGAUUUCGAGCGCGCUACCAUCCAGGACAUCUUUUCCAAGAUCGAUUACAAGACUGUCGGUCACCAGGCGCUGGCAAGAUGUCUGGUCGUGUACCCAUGGACCCAGAGGUAUUUCGCUAGCUUUGGAAACUUGUAUAACGCCGCUGCCAUCGUGGGAAAUCCCAGGGUUGCUGCCCACGGCUUGACGGUAAUGCAAGGGCUGGAGAAAGCGGCCAAGAACAUGGACAACAUUAAGGGCACUUACGCCGAGUUGAGUGUGCUGCACUCUGAACAACUACACGUCGAUCCCGAAAACUUCAGGCUGUUGGCUGACAACAUUACCAUUGUAGUCGCCUCUGUCCUGGGUGUUAGUUUCACAGCUGAAGUGCAGGCAGCUCUGCACAAGUUCCUGGCUGUCGUAGUCUCUGCACUCGGAAAACAGUACCAAUAAAUGCUGCAUGUGAUUUGUUCUGUUUUCUGCGUUGAAGUCAAACUUUGUCGAUUAAUGCAAAUAAAUGUUUAAAUAAUUAA